Echinostoma caproni is the source of this 429-nucleotide messenger RNA. Lineage: Eukaryota; Metazoa; Platyhelminthes; Trematoda; Plagiorchiida; Echinostomatidae. The record is from the annotation of a GenBank genome assembly.
AUGCUCCGUCUCGUGCUGGUUCUACCUCCGGUCUCUCCUGCAACUGAAGUGUACAAACUGUUAUUCCGAGUCAAUCGACCGGCGGCUGGAUCUCCCGGUCGGGUAGCGCCACGCAUUUUCUGGAGUCUGAUCAGUUUGAGCCGUCGAAACUCACCGGAUCGCACGGCAGGUGGAAGCCCAAUUGUCACUCGGCUGAAUAUUGAGUCAUCCGAGUUGAAACACUUGGCCAUGGUUCUGAAAGUGAGUUGGGCACAAACGUGGUGGCUCAUGUCGUUAAUCAAUUCGAACGUGACAACUCCAGUCCGUGCUGUGAUUUACUUAUUUGUUUUUUUUACAAAUAUCAGCAUGUGCAGUCUCUGCGCAAGCAGGGAACAACCAAUGGUGCUGAGAAAUAGUAGGAUAAUUAAUCUCUGGGACUCGGAUCAUUAA